AUGAUGGAAGAAUCCGACUCUAAUAUCUGGGACUCACGUUUCGACGAUGGCACCGUCACGAUACCUGUCGUGGCAGCCGGGUCUGUAUCCAGAGCUAGCACUGAAGCGGGCGACCUCUUGCGGGAUGUCAUGAUGAUUGUUAGAAACGGACUACCCCAUGUCGCCCACGAGUUCCUGAGAUUCGACAGUCAUCUGGGCCAGGGAACCAGCUUCGAAGUCAGCAAGGAGAUCUACAGCAAUCCGAUCGGAGAGCAGCCUCACUUUGUCGCGGUGAAACGUCUCGUCAUGAGGCAUGAGACCGACGCCCUAGAGGAGUCUGCGAGGGAGUUGAGGGCAGAGUCUAGACGACUGGUAAACGUCAAAAGAGAGGUGCGCGUGCUCACCCACCCCAAGCUCCGAGCCCACCCUUGCCUCGUGUAUGCUAUCGGCUGGGGGUGGACUCCCAACACGGGUGGUAGCAAGAGGCCUUACUUGGUGAUGAGCUACUCUAUGAAUGGCACUCUGAGCCAUUUUGCCCAACACAGGAGCCUCAACCUCAUCGAGAGACGGUUGCUCGCUCUUGAUGUGGCCAUGGGCAUCCGCGCACUCCACGAUUGCAACAUCGUCCAUGGAGAUGUCAAGCCGGACAAUGUCCUCGUCUAUGACUACAGUACAAGGCUUGAGGAGCAUGAGCGCCACUACCAGGCAAAGCUUGCCGACUUUGGGUCUGCCUUGUUCCAAGAGGAUCCAAGUCACGAACAAGCCACUUAUCUCGGUACCCCAAAGUACAACGCUCCCGAGAUCCGUGGCUUGCAGAAAGACCAAGAUGAGGAUAAGCAUGAUGGCUUGAUUCCUCUUUUCCAACGGUUCAAAGCUGCAGAUUGCUACUCGUUUAGUCUUUUGCUCUGGGAAACCGUCAACCGUGGUAAAUCCUUUACCGAGACAGAGAAUCCCCUCGAAGAACUUGAAGACAUGUUUUGGGACAAAGAAAACGCAAUCUUGGAGAAGGCGACGAGUUUCUUCAACGGCUGGAAAACUACCUUUGAGGCGCUUGACAAGAAGGAAUCUGAGUCGAGGAUUGGAGUGUUCCCUUCGAAUCCAACUCGCUUGGAGAUGCAGGGGAUGUUGAAUGAGCGCCGUGCUCAUCUUGAUCCCAUUGAUGCACCGCCAGAUGAAGAGUCACUUGAAGUCUUGAAGAACACCGUCUCGCUAUGCCUACAGGAUAGCAUAUGGAACCGAGGCAACAUGCACCAGAUCGUUGAGGCUCUUGCCAAGGGAGUCAGCGACCUUCUUCCUCCAGGCGGAAGCACAACCCUGAAGGUUUUGCCUCGACCUCAAGAGGUCAAUGGUUCCAGCCCAUUCCUUAAACCCGGUUACGAGAAGAUCAGGAGCAUAACCCCCGACGAGGGCCCAUACGCUCGGCUCCUCCGCCUGGAAAAAACGUCUGAACAUCUCCGGGUGGUGCCAAUAGAUGCUCCCGCAGACCCUUCCCUGCAAGUUGCCAGGUUACCGCCAGUAAAGCGUGUAGGAACGUUGGUCUUAACACCCCAGACCCAUUGCUAUGGGCCAGAAGACAUGUUUAGUGCAUCUCUUAACAGGCAGCCGCCUUGGGAAAAUCAGUGCGCAGCAUUUGAGUUUCUACAGCACGCCAUCAAGACUGAGCAAGACGACGAAAGGAGAGCACAGGCUUACUUGCAAUUGGCCAUCAUGUACCUGAUUGGAUACGGAGUUGCCGACGACACUUCGAAAGCGCUGCAGCACCUUGAACUCGCCAGUGAGCACAACGAGGUUGCCAGAGUGAUCCUCGGGAGAGUUCGCGCGGCCCUGGAGCCUGAUGAAGACCAAGAACAUGACGCCGACGAGGGACCAGCCCAUAUCACCUACAGGAACCCAGACAUGUUCCUCGAUGGCGCCCUGGAGAGAAGUGACAAAGCAGAUGAGAAGUUCUUGACCCUCGGCCCUAUCAAGAUCCAGUCCUUCGAGAUCUUCUCCAGAUUGGUCAAAAAAGGGAAGAAGUAUGAGCCACCCGAGCUAUCCGACGCAUUCACAGACGCUUGCAGGGAUGGCCACUUGGACGCAGCAAUGCUCCUUGCUCAGCACUGUACAGACAUCUACACCAUCGACACGGAGAAACCCAACCCGUUCCAUUGGCUGAUCAUGUUUAGCCAAGAGGAUGCUAUCAAGGUGCUUGAGACAGUUGCAUCAUCACAGACGAAAGAGACGGAGAAGAAAUUUCACUUGAACUCCAUACGCUCUCUGUUGAACGCGGAACAUGAUAUGACGGUGUUGCUUCCCCACCGCUGUCUCGAGCUUCGAGGCACACCCCUGCAUUGGGCAAUCAUGGCAGGCUACAAGGACCUUGUGGAGGCAUAUCUCCGUCUUGGAGCUGAUGUCAACAAGAGAACAAAUUCACGAACAACCCAACAUCAGGAUGGCUACCGAGAACACCAUCCCAGUUUCAGUCCACUCGAUGUUGCAGCAGCCUGCCACUUUCCGGAGAUUGUCAAGCUGCUCCUCGAUCACGGAAGUGAGGUCUCUGGUGGAGACUUCCACUGGUCUUUUUCGCCUUUCCACAUGCUUGGUUAUCACACAUUCCCCUUUGCGAGGUAUAUGAGUCAUGGCAAGCAUAACCGGGCUGCUCUACGGGAGGCCAUCAAAGUCCUCCGUGAUGCGGGCGUGGAUAUCAAUGGACUCGACUCCGAGGGCGAGACACCGCUCUUAGUUGCGGUGAAGAACAUGGAUCUUGAGCCAUACAUCCUCGAGGAGUUACUUUCAGCCGGAGCCACGACUGGAAGUAUGGACGACGGUAAAGAAGGCAAUAUUGUCACCUCGGCUGUCAUGUGCUGUGGACAUCGACGAUUCUCGGCCUGGAAGAUCCCCCUGCUUCUACCGCUAGUCCGAGACAUCAACUCCUUCAGGUCAGGCCCGAGAAGUCUGACAGCCCUACAAUACUGUGCUUUCUUCGAUGCAGCCCGGGCUGCCGAGGAGUUACUUUGUUGGCCACAAACCAACAUUGAUGCAUUGAAUGCCUCUGGUGAUAUGACAGCCUUCUCUCUAGCCGGACAAAGAGGGUCUCUGGAGGUGCUGGCCCUGUUGGUUGAGAAUGGCGCCGACAUCGAGAAAGGAGAUGCAAUGGCUAGUGCCAUCUGCUUUGGAAAUAUCGAGGCAGUCAAGAUACUCCUCGACGCUGGGGCUAGCAAUCACUUCACCUUGACCACUGAUUCCGAGAUGACGAUCCUGAAGUAUGCGGUCUGCAGAGGUUCCGAAAGACCAUCCUACGUCAGGAAAUGCCUCGCGCUCUGCCCCCAGCUCCGCGAGAAAGACAUUAUAGAUGAACAAGACGAUAGUGGUUGGACUGCCCUGCAUAAAACCACAUAUUUCGGCGACGUUGACGGUGUCAAGGCCCUUCUCAAUGCCGGUGCGGACCCGACAAAGAUCUCCGCUGUCGACGAGACACCUCUUGACCUGGCAACCUUGACACUACGGGAGUUCACAGAUCCUGAGUCACGAGAGUUUAUCCGACAAAAUCAUCCGCGCAUCCGAAGAGAUAUUCACGCGUUGGAUGGAGCAGCAUAUGACUACCAUGACAGGGCCAAACGGAUCGAGAUGGGCAUGGUGGACCGCCUUGAUGAAGUGGUUGAGCUACUCCGAGAAGCGGAACUCAAACAGAAAGCGGGAGGAUCCGUUUCACGACCGAAGCGAAAGAUUGUUAGGGAGCCCAGGGUGGGACCGUUUGUAGACCCAGAGAUGCCGGACUGGUCGCGAGAUGAGUUCCUAGACCUGCUCUAUGCCGAUACAAAAAAUGUCGAGUAG
Molecule: messenger RNA, 3792 nt
Organism: Fusarium vanettenii 77-13-4
Lineage: Eukaryota; Fungi; Ascomycota; Sordariomycetes; Hypocreales; Nectriaceae
Exons: 3
Coding region: 1-3792 (1263 amino acids)
Biological process (GO): protein phosphorylation
Molecular function (GO): ATP binding; protein kinase activity; protein binding
Source: RefSeq, a predicted model, not a curated record